CACAAAGAAGGAGAAAGGAAUCCAUGUCGUUGGCUGAUUCAUAAUAUUGAUUCAUUGUCUUCCCCAUCCUCCUGAAAGCUUGUUUUUUUUCUCUUUCUUCUCUAACCAAAGUUUCAAACUUUGGGUUCUUUGAUUGGCUUCUUCUUCUUGAGGAACCCAUCGGCAUCAACAAUGGCGCCCAAAGAAAGAGAUCAGAAAGACAGCAAAGAGAAGAAGGUGUUUAUGGGGUUGCUACGGAACUGUGCAGCUGAGCUCAAGCUUUUGUUAGGCUUUCUUUUGAUUCUUUGUAGCAUUGCUACUCUUCUCCAAUUCAUCCCUUCUCGUUUCAUCAUUUCUUCUUCCGAUUUGCGCCUCUGCAUCUCGAAGAUUAACGCCAACUCCAAUCCAAACGCCACCUCUCAUCUUCAACAGCAGCCCCCCUUGGCCCCUCCUUCACCUCCUUCUUCACCUCCCCCGCCUCCUCCACCUUCUCCACCUCCUUCUUCACCUCCCCCGCCUUCGCCACCUCCUCCUCCUGCCCUUGAGCUCGACCAAAUCAUUGACAGCAGCACCAUCAAGAGAGCCUUCAACACAUAUGGUGCUGCAGCUUAUAAUUUCAUCACCAUGGGAAGCUACCGUGGAGGGCUCAACACAUUCGCCAUUGUUGGCCUUUCUUCGAAGCCGAAUCAUGUUUUUGGAAAGCCCUCUUAUGCAUGUGAGUGGGUUCCUUUAAAUCGUUCACAGCCGAGCAUCAAGGCCUCCGGUUACAGAAUGCUUCCUGACUGGGGCUAUGGGAGGGUUUACACAGUUGUUGUUGUGAAUUGUACCUUUAAUCAACCCAUUAACGAUGACAACAGUGGAGGAAGUUUGGUGGUUCAUGCCUCAAGAGCUUUAGGUGCUGAUACAAAACACACUGUGGUGGAUCAAAUUCAGGCAAUUCAAGAACCUCCAGGGAGUGUUGAUUUUAGUAUUUAUACAACUUAUGCUCCAAAGUAUGAAUUUUUCUAUUGUGGGUCGCCUUUGUAUGGGAAUUUGAGUCCACAAAGGAUGAGAGAGUGGAUUGCUUAUCAUGUAAGGCUUUUUGGGGAGAAAUCCCACUUUGUGAUUUAUGAUGCAGGUGGGGUUAAUCCUGAGGUUUUGGAGGUGUUGAAGCCAUGGAUGGAGUUGGGUUAUGUGACAUUACAAGACAUAAAGGAGCAAGAGAGAUUUGAUGGGUAUUAUCACAAUCAAUUCUUGGUGGUAAAUGAUUGUUUACAUAGAUACAAAUUCAUGGCUAAAUGGAUGUUCUUCUUUGAUGUUGAUGAGUAUAUUUAUGUGCCCUCAAAAAUGUCCAUCAAGGCUGUGCUUGAUUCCCUCACUGAUUAUGAUCAGUUAACCUUUGAGCAAAAUCAUAUGAGCAGUCAGAUUUGUAUGCAAGCUGAUGCUGGAAAAACUGAGAGGAUGUGGGGGUUUGAGAAGCUUGUGUAUCAGGACGUGAAGCGAGGGAUAAGAAAGGAUCGAAAAUACGCCAUACAGCCUCGGAACGUGUAUGCCACCGGAGUUCACAUGUCGCAGAACUUUAAGGGAAGGACAAACUACAAGACAGAAGGCAAGCUCAAAUACUACCAUUACCAUGGCACAAUUGCAAACAGGCAAGAGCCCUGCACAACUCUUGUCAAUGAGACAAAUUAUAUCUUUGAGAAGACACCUUACAUUUUGGAUACCACAUUGAGAACAACAGCCCCGGCUGUGAGGAAAUUUGAGCUCAAAAUGAUUGGCCCUAGGCUACAAAACACUCACCAAUGAUUCUGUAUUUAACCAUUUUCCUCUUCUUUAUCUUCUUCUGUACAAUAGUUUUUUUUUUCUCAAAAAAGGGUAUAGAGAUACAUAUGAAGAGAGAGAGACUAGAAGUUGCACCAUUCUUUUGAUUUUUUACAUUCAUUUUAGAAACUCUACUAUAUACCAGUUUGAUAAUGCUAUAGAUUGGUACAUAAAUUUAAUUUAUGAGUGUAUGUUACAUUUUACAUUA
Molecule: messenger RNA, 1987 nt
Organism: Mangifera indica (mango)
Lineage: Eukaryota; Viridiplantae; Streptophyta; Magnoliopsida; Sapindales; Anacardiaceae
Product: galactan beta-1,4-galactosyltransferase GALS3-like
Exons: 2
Coding region: 172-1764 (530 amino acids)
Source: RefSeq, a predicted model, not a curated record